AGACAGGAAGAAAAAAAAAAUGGGCGCUUCCGCGUUACCCGUGAUAGCCUUCACGCUUCUCUGGGGCAUCGUGCUAUUCCUUGGAGUAGCUCUACCACUUUUCGUUCCGAAGGGACCAAACCGAGGGAUACUACAAGUUCUACUGGUGUUAACGGGCUUUACGUGCUGGUUAUUCUGGCUAUGCUGCUACAUGGCGCAGAUGAAUCCAUUGAUUGGACCGAAGUUAGAUAAUGUAACCAUCCUAGUUAUGGCUCGAGAAUGGGGUAAUCCUAUUUCCGACUAAUGAACAUUCCACGGUGCGCGAAAAUUUUGAUUUCAAGUAUAUACAUCCAUUCCCCGACGUUACUUUUAACGAAAUUGUGUAAUUAUAAAUGUGUAAAAUUAUACGAAGGUAAAACAAAAUACCAGUACAUAUUAAUAAUUCCUAUAAAUGGGGAAUAAUUGUAAUUCAGUUAUAUAUUAUAUAAUUUAAUUUGUAUAUAAGAUAUCUAUCGUAAUUGCUUAGAAAUGUGUAAGAAUUUUAAUGUAAUGAUCAUCUGAAGAAAUUAUUGUUGGGAAAACGAAAUAACGUUGUUUUAA
Molecule: messenger RNA, 579 nt
Organism: Temnothorax curvispinosus
Lineage: Eukaryota; Metazoa; Arthropoda; Insecta; Hymenoptera; Formicidae
Product: V-type proton ATPase subunit e 2-like
Exons: 4
Coding region: 20-283 (87 amino acids)
Biological process (GO): proton transmembrane transport
Cellular component (GO): plasma membrane proton-transporting V-type ATPase complex; proton-transporting V-type ATPase, V0 domain
Molecular function (GO): proton-transporting ATPase activity, rotational mechanism
Source: RefSeq, a predicted model, not a curated record